Messenger RNA from Leptomonas pyrrhocoris, 1447 nucleotides. RefSeq lists its product as hypothetical. Lineage: Eukaryota; Euglenozoa; Kinetoplastea; Trypanosomatida; Trypanosomatidae. The record is from RefSeq and is a predicted model, not a curated record. The transcript has a single exon. Bases 254 to 1447 code for a protein of 397 amino acids.
GUUUUCUUUCUGUUUACCUACUCAUCCCUUUUUCGCAUACACCAACACCAGAAGUAGGGGAAGCGGAAAGCUGUUUUUUUUUUAUUUUCCCCCGUGUGAAAGAGGCGCGGCACUCUUAGUUGACAAGAACCGAGGGAACGGCAUUCUUGUUCAUCUCAUCGACUGGUAAGGGAGAGUGUAACUUCCGCAGCAGCAGCAGCAGCGUCUUGUUGUCGUGAACACACACGCACGCAAACGAAAACCGCAGAAAAGGAUGCUGCGCCGCACUUACCGAAAGCUUCUCGGGUACACCCCGGUCAACCCUGACACGUCGCCGAUGAUCAUGUACAGCCAGUACCACUGGCACUACAACCUUCCGCAAGGCAUGGAGCGACCACACAGCGUGAAUCGGUCGCUGCCGGCACCUUUUCAGGCCCACCACAGCUCCGUGAACAAGUACCGCGGUGUCUGGAUUGCCACGGCGAUGCACCCUGCAUUUUUGAUCGGGUUGGAGCCGCAGCUGAAGAAGCUGCCGCAUGGGCGUGUCGUUCCCAAGACGCCGGUGGCGGAGGUGGUGGCUGAGUACGAGAAACUCAGCCCUCUCAUCGACGACGAGGCGGCGCGGGAUGGGUGGCUGGCAAAGGUGUUUCAGCACUGCGCCUUCCAACGCAGUGGGGCGGAGGCGAUGGCGCUGUGGGACAAAUACUGUGCUCCGCGCUUCAUGCAAGAGGGCAGCACCGCAAAGCCGCCGCUGCCACUUGUGCAGGCUAUUCUCUUCUGCUGCAGCAAGUCUGACCACGCAGGGUGGAAGCCGAUCUUCACGAAGUGUCUUAAGGACGGGUGGAACUGCACGCCUUCCUUCGACACCCCGCAGUGGAGCUAUCUGCUGAAGAGCGUCGGCCGCCAGGACGAUGAGCAGGGUGUGAAGAUGAUCCUAGAGGAGAUGGCCGAUGUGCAGGCAGACUUAGACCGCGUCGAGGCCCGCUCCAUCGUCUACGCCUUGAACGCCGUAAAGGACAAGGCCAUCUACAACUACAUGAAGAAGUACCUCUUCUACUUUGGGGAACGCAAGGUGAAGUUUCUGCGCGUCACCUACGCCGACCUGCGCGGCCACGGCGCCGAGAAGCUGCGUGUGCCGCUGAAGGAGAACGACGCGAUGUUCUACCAUGUUGCCUGGCACGCGAACAUUCGGCAGCCGCGCCAGUUCUCGCCACGACAGCUCUACUUUGAUCAUCAGCCGUCGCACUUAGGAGCUACUGCGUACAGCCCAAACUCCAAGGUGGAUGGCAUUGUGAAGGAGAAGAUCGAGAAGUGGAAGGCGGAGGGCUUGCUUCCAGAAGACUACGUGCACGAGGAUCGCAUUUACGAUCGUACGGCUGCCUUCAAGAGCGUCUCACGCCAGGAGAAGUGGAAGAAGGCACCGAAAGUGGUGAAGAGUAAGCGUUACGGCUACUCAGGCGAUCCGUAG